This is a messenger RNA of Triticum turgidum subsp. durum (durum wheat), 624 nucleotides long. NCBI's taxonomy places the organism in Eukaryota, Viridiplantae, Streptophyta, Magnoliopsida, Poales, Poaceae. The record is from the annotation of a GenBank genome assembly.
AUGAGUGCAAGCAACUUUGGGGACAGCAUGGAGUGGGGCAGGGGGAGAUCCUCCUCCUCGUCGUCGGGGUCGGGGUCGGGGUCCAGGAGGGGCAAGAGAGCUGCCGCCGUCGAGAAGCCGAGGCAGCCGCAGCGGGGCCUCGGCGUCGCGCAGCUUGAGAAGAUCAGGUUGGAGGCCGAAAUGGCCGCGUACCAGAACCACCCUCCUCUCGUCGGACAGCCACCUCCGUCGUCGUCGAUCCACGGAACCGGUAGCUUCAACCUGCAGGAAGAUGCACGGUCGUCGUUGAACUACUCACUGCCGUCUUCGCCGUCCUCCUCCUUCCAUGCUAACAACACCAACGUUUCAUCGACCUACCCGUUCUAUCCAAAUCUUAUGAUGGCCUAUAAUGGAUGGAGAUCAGGAGACAUGAGAUAUGGCGAAUCCCCAACUACUCCCAUCAUCAGAUCAGCGUCGAAUUACCAUGGAGCAACUACCUAUGGUGCAACACAUUACCCUCAUUCGGGUAGCGACCACACUUUGCCUCUCUUCGAACCUGAGCUAGACCUAAAUCAAAUGGCGACAGUAGACUCAUCGUCGGCGAGUACGAACCUGGAUGAUGUGGACCUUGAGCUCAAGCUAUGA